GCCGACCCUGCAUUUUGUGCAAAUAAAUGCUCUGAAUGUUAUUUAUUUUGACUUUGAGAAAUGUUGUCAGAAGUUUAUGGAACAAAACAAGAUUGUUCAUAUUACCGAAACACAUACCUAUCAACAGUAAAAAAGAGAAACAUUGCUUUUGCAGUGGUCUUUUAAUUUUUUCAGUAGCUGUAUAUAUAUUUUUGGUGCUGUUAAUUACAUUUUUUUUAUUAGGGUCAGUCUUGUAUUAUUGCUUGUUUUUUUCUAUUAUUAUUACUAUUAGUUUAUUAUCAUAUCAUAGAUUGUACCGCUAGAGUAUAGCAUAUCAUUGUAAUAUGUACAGAUGUUGUAACUGGCAUAGCAAAAGUAAGUUAAAACUUAUUCUGACAUUAUAUACUAUUCUGUCUACAGAUUGGAGCUGGGGUUGCUAGCUGUACAGCAGGAGAUCCCAAUGAUAGGGCAGGUGUAUGACCUGCUAAACUUGGUCUGGAAAACAUACCAUUUUAGCCCCAAAUCUAUGAGGGAACUCAGGGAGCUGGGAACAGACAUCGGGGUCAAUGCGAAUGCUCAAAGUGGAGUGAAGGGGACUAGGUGGCUGCCCCAUGUGUCCAGGUCUCUGGAAACAUUCCUCAAACAAGGAAAAGACCACGCUCUCCAAAGCCCAGGACAGUUUACUGCUGUUUAUUUGCAUAUGGACCACCUGGCAGGUGCCUCAGCCAAUGCGGAAAUUGCUGGAAGAGCCAAAAAGAUCAAACUCACUAUCGAGGACGGGACUUUUGUGGCAUUCUGCCAUUUCCUGGCAGACCUUUUCUCUUAUAUUAGUCAGUUCAGCCUACUUUUGCAGAGAAAUGAUAUCAUCCUACCUCAAGCUGUCAGUGGGAUUGAAAACCUUUUAGUCACCAUAGAAGCCUUGGCAGCCCAACCCAAACCUGGUGGAAAACUAAGCACCUUCUGUGCUGCCAUGCAAGAGCAGCGCCACCAGAAUCAGGACAAUGAAAGACAGGAGUUCAAGUUUCAAGAAGUCAACCUUUCAAAAGGGGAGGCUGCAAAACUGGUGGAAGGCGAAUCCAUCAGCCAAGCUGCCCCCGGACUGCAGCGAGCAAUUGAAAGGACAUGUGAGUCCACUGUGAAACAUCUGAGAAACAGACUCAGUAGCCUGCUGGAGAAGAACACAAAGGACACACCAACGACCACAGCGGUCCAGUCCUUUAAUGCCUUCAACCACCAUGCCUGGCCAGAUGACAAACGUACGCUCUGGGACCACAGUGUGAAGGAUGUAGAGUUUCUCUUGGAGCAUUUCUCCACAGUCCUGAGAAGGAAUGGGUGCAAUCCAGAACUGGCCAAGGAAGAAUUUCAGGCCAUGAAGAUGAUGAUAUACACAUCUUUUAAAGAUGUGUAUAUCAUUGAGCCAUACUGCUCAGAUUAUAAGGCAAGUGGUUUUGUUUUUAGCAGAUUAUAUAUACACACACACACACACACACACACACACAUUUAAUAUAUAUAUUAUUAUACCUGUUUUUUUGUGUGUGUUUUUUAGAACAUCCUACACCUGAUCCAGAUCAUGCUGGUACUCCCUAUUUCUGCUGCUGUCUGUGAGAGAGGUUUCUCUACACAGAAAAGAAUUAAAUUAGACAUAAGAGCAAAUCUUCACUCAGACACUGUAGAAGACCUUAUCAGAAUCAGUGUAGAGGGGCCUGAACUGAUUGACUUUGAUGCCAGAGAGAGUGUGCAGAACUGGCUCUCGCAGGGGCAAAGGGCAAGGAGGCCCCACUAUACACAAUGGCCAAUCGAUUUUGGCAUGUGAGGGGGAUGUCCUGUGAAGUGGACAUGCAUUGUUUUUUUUUUGUAUCUUUAAUACAGAAAAGUCAAUAGCUGCUGAAAAUCUAUUAUUAUAUUAUUUUAUGGAUUAUGUUUAUUU
Messenger RNA from Megalobrama amblycephala (Wuchang bream), 1906 nucleotides. RefSeq names its product zinc finger protein 862-like. Lineage: Eukaryota; Metazoa; Chordata; Actinopteri; Cypriniformes; Xenocyprididae. The transcript is spliced from 6 exons. Bases 440 to 1483 code for a protein of 347 amino acids. The record is from RefSeq and is a predicted model, not a curated record.